Molecule: messenger RNA, 1279 nt
Organism: Myotis brandtii (Brandt's bat)
Lineage: Eukaryota; Metazoa; Chordata; Mammalia; Chiroptera; Vespertilionidae
Gene: TIPIN
Product: TIMELESS interacting protein
Exons: 9
Coding region: 205-1074 (289 amino acids)
Biological process (GO): replication fork arrest; DNA replication checkpoint signaling; DNA damage response
Cellular component (GO): nucleus; replication fork protection complex
Molecular function (GO): DNA binding
Source: RefSeq, a predicted model, not a curated record
GCGCCGAGGGCUCUUUUCGCGGCGGUAACUUAGAGUCUCGCGAGAAGCGCGGUUUGCGAGCCGCGCCACGCCGGGAGCUGAGUCCGCUUGAGGUGAGGUUCCUGUCCUCUGCAUAUUUCACACCCAUUUGGAUCAUAGUUUGAAACCCUCUGAAAAGUCCAGAUCAUUUUAUGAUAGAUGAAACUCAACAAUUGAGAGGAAAAGAUGCUGGCACCACAGGAGAAUGGCUUGAUUGACCUACCAGAUUAUGAGCAUGUAGAAGAUGAAACGUUUCCUCCUUUCCCUCCUCCAGCUUCUCCAGAGAGAGAUGAUGAAGGAGCUGAACCUGAUGACGAGUCAGGAAGAGGAGCACCUGUUCCUGUACCUCCAAGGAGAACAGUUAAAAGGAAUAUCCCCAAGCUUGAUGCUCAGAGAUUGAUUUCAGAGAGAGGGCUUCCAGCAUUAAGACAUGUGUUUGAUAAGACAAAAUUUAAAGGUAAAGGUCAUGAGGCUGAAGACUUGAAGACGCUAAUCAGACACAUGGAGCACUGGGCACAUAGGCUAUUCCCUAAACUGCAAUUUGAGGAUUUUAUUGACAGAGUUGAAUACCUAGGAAAUAAAAAGGAAGUUCAGACCUGUUUAAAACAAAUUCGACUUGAUCUCCCUAUUUUACAUGAAGAUUUUAUUAGCAAUAAUGAUGAAGUAGGGGAAAAUAAUGACCAUGAUGUAACUGCUACUGAAUUAGAUCCAUUUUUGACAAACUCAUCUGAAAAUGCGACGUUUGCUUCUGAGUCAAGUAGAAGCCUAACUGAAGAGCAACAACAAAGAAUUCAGAGAAAUAAACAGCUGGCCUUGGAAAGAAGACAGGCAAAGCUACUGAGUAAUAGUCAGUCCUUAGAAAAUGACUUGUUAAUGAACACAUCCAGGGCACAGACAGUUGAAGAUGUUAAUAUGGGUGAGGAUCAAAACAAGGAGAAGUCAGAUGAACUUAAGGAAGACAUUCUAGAUAAUCUGCAUAAUGAUGCUGCUGCCAAUACUGUAAAUGAAGAGGAGGAAUUAAAAAUAGAGAAAACUCAACUGGACCAAUCCUUUUAAAUGUACAGCAUUAACUUUAUGCUUCAUUCCGAAAAGUUACUGAGGUUGAAGAGGCCUCAACUAAGAGGAAAUUAAUUUGGUAUCCUCAAAGUUUGAGAUUACUAUAUAUUUUGUCUACUUUGAGUGAAAUCCUUAUGUAGUAAAACCUUUACAGAUUCCUGUUUAAAAUCUGGUAUUAUUUAUAAUUAUACUUGCUUCUUAUUAA